This is a messenger RNA of Neurospora hispaniola, 3585 nucleotides long. RefSeq lists its product as uncharacterized. Lineage: Eukaryota; Fungi; Ascomycota; Sordariomycetes; Sordariales; Sordariaceae. Bases 1 to 3585 code for a protein of 1194 amino acids. The transcript has a single exon. The record is from RefSeq and is a predicted model, not a curated record.
AUGUCUUUGGGUCAUACCUGUUACACGCCGUCUUCUCUGGCUGAUAACGACUCUAACACGCCGGAGCGCAACCAACUAUCACAAAGUAGCCAUCUCGUACCAAACACCCUCAGAAACUCGGCGUCACCUGCCUUAAACAACACACAGACACCAGAAGAGUGUCUGGCAGCUUUCGGUAACCACCAUCAACAGAUGUUUUUUGGCGACCACGACGACCAGUUCUAUGGUAUCAACUUUUCUUCCCUCACGGACGGCUCACCCUCCUUCCUUGAUGACGACUUCCUCCAGAUAGCCAACAGUAACCCCUUUGCGGACGACAUCUCUUCCGAACCAGUCCAGAAGACACAAAACGCCUUUUUAAAUGCCAGUCAUCUCCCCAUGAGUCCAGAAAAGACACCUUCAUUACAGACCUCCCCAAACCCCGAAGCCGGCUCCAACCAAGCUACCUUUCCGAAACGUCCAGUCAUUUCCGUCAUUACCCAAGAGGUCACCCAUAGGCCAAAACAGCCAUCGCUAUCAGACUCGCAGGACAGCAGCCAACCUGGAUACGAGUUGACAUCAGAAGCUACCAAUAGCGCGGAGCUGGGUGACGACGGCUCUGUACCCUCGAUCAACGUCAUGUCAGAGCAAAGUCCAAGGGUAACAGUCUCAAAUUACGACACCAUCAACUCGUACACCAUCAACGGCGCUCAACACCAUGUUCCAUACCCUGGCAUCAACGAAAAUGAUUUCGUCCAUCAGACCCCCGACGGCGAUAUGUCUCCAUCGUCGACACUCGCACGCGAUGAGUCUGUACGCUGGGCCCCAGAUCAAGCCAGCGGCCGAAGUGGAGUAGCUCCUGGUGACCGGUCUUCCGCCGAGGUGCGCAGCGUGAAUGAACUAGCAGCCGAGAAACAAGUUCAAGAACGGAAUGAGGAGGUCGAUGCCUGGAUGGCCAGGUUGAAGGCCGUCAGCCGCACAAGAUCGGGCUUUGUGGAUGUGAAUCAACCCUUCAUACGACCUCUUGACCACGAUGAUGAAAGUAUCGAUCCGCGGGAGAUUGGAGCGGAACCCUCUGAAAACAAGAAAAUAUCAGGGCAGACAUACUUCACAGAGAAAGGCGGCGAGAUGACAGCAAAAGAUCGAGCCAUCAUCUAUGGGAACCGCAACUGGGCCGAUGCACCCUUGUUAUUGCCCAUCACCUCUGAAAGACAUCAGCCAGAGACUUCUCAUGAUGCCAUGAAAAAGUUUGAGCAAAUGUGCAAAGACAAUGGCUCCAUUAUUUCAAGAGCAGCAACCUGGGGAACCAGGCGUCGCAGUAUUGGCACCAUAGACGCCGAGGUCGAAAGUGCUGGGAACAUUCUGAAAAAGCUGUCCUUGAGCAGAGGUGAAUCCAUUCGCCGACCUAGUGCAAUCUUCCAAGAGCUCCGAGGUCUAGUCAGAAGACCCAGUAACGCCAAACGAACUCGGGCCGAAAAUGAAGAGGUUGCUUCCAACUCAACACGCUCGUCGGUAGACCGAAAGGAAGGCCAAGGAAAUUUGAACUUGGCCCCCCCAAAUCGGACAGGAAGCUUGGGCAAGAAGCAAUCGGUUCCCAGCAUCAACACUGCCUUGGUCGCCAUGAGUAAUCUGGCAUCUAUUGGGGCCGUGCACGCUAGAAAUAGCUCCAUCAGUACUACUCCCAUUACUUCUCCUAACGCCAAAAGUCCAGCACGGAAUCUGGGUGUCAACUUGACCCGUCUUCGGAGCAGAUCGGACGCUCCUACCCUCGCAGCAAUGUUGAAGAAUCAUGGCGGUCCUCCAGCCCCUCUUCCAAGACCUUCUGCGGAACCCAAGCCUUCUGCUGAAGUCAUAGAGAUCGAUGAUGAUUCUGAUGAGGAAGAUGACGAGGACGGGGCAGGAGACUCCAACGUCGAUUCAAGCGCAUCGAUUGUCCAUGUUAAGCCAACGCAGGAUGGCUUCAAGCAACACUUCCUGGAGCUCCAUCCCAAGCUCCCCGAAAAAAGCCGUUACCUGGUGGACCGCAUUGCCUACCAGCAGAUGGUUCGUUAUAAGGCCCUGUUGAACCACAAGAAAGAGCACGAACAGCACCUGAUGAACAAGAGUUGCUCAUCUGGAUCUAUGUGUAUUAAAUCAGGCGGCAAGGCGAAGUUGAUGAGGGCCAAUCCUGGCGGCCGAGGGCUCUCUGUGCGGUCUGAAGAAGACGUGCCGCUGGGUGACAAAAUGAUCAACCCCAACCAGUUCCCUGCCAACAUUCCCCCACCGAUCACCAGGGACUUACCCGCUGAGCUGGAGUGCCAGUUGUGCUUCCAAGCAAAGAAAUUCGAGAAACCUUCGGACUGGACCAAGCACGUGCACGAAGACGUCUCGCCUUUUGCCUGCACGUGGGAAAACUGCAGAGAUGGCAACAAAACAUUCAAGCGAAAAGCUGAUUGGGUCCGCCAUGAAAACGAAGGCCAUCGUCAUCUCGAGUGGUGGAAGUGCGGCGUCGACGAUUGCACGCACGAUUGUUUCCGGCGGGAUAACUUCCUCCAGCAUCUCGUGCGCGAGCACAAGUUCCAGGAGCCCAAGUACAAGACAAAGGGCGAUAUCAGAAAGGCUGGCGGCGCGUGCCACCCAACCUGGCAGAUGGUGGAGAAAUGCCACAGAGUCACAAAGACAAAACCGGAGCAGGAGCCGUGUCGGUUUUGCGGGGAAAAGCUCACGACAUGGAAGAAGUUGACAGUCCACCUGGCGAAGCACAUGGAGCAAAUCAGCUUGCCCAUCAUCAAGCUCGUGGAGCGGACGGAGGUUGAUCCUGACACGAUCAUCAGCCCGGUGCAGGAACCUCCGCCGAGGCAUUUCCCGCCUCCUAUACCCGAAAAGAGCGAUAGGAGGCACAGCGGACAGCCUCACAUGCAGCAGCGGUUCGAUCCGGCAAUAGCUGGCUUGAGCCAUAUGCCAAUGCGCCAAAUGCCCAUGACAUAUUCCAACACCCCGCAGCAACACUCAGGCUUUAAUGGGUUCCAGUCCUUCCCUUCGCCUGGCUAUCAUGCCGUGCCCUUCGGUGACCUAUCACAAGGCAUGAUGACCUCGGGAUCAAUGAACAUGCCCAUGGCCCAGCAACCCAUGAGCCAAGGCUACGCCAACCUGAUAGCCUCUCAGGCAGCGUACACCACCAUGCCGAUGACCACUACAGCCGGAUACCUGACUUCUCCCAUGUCAUCUUCGCAGAUGGGUGUCACCUCACAGCUGACUACUCCCCUGAUGGGCACACCGUUGAUGGGCCCGAUGCCUAACCAAUUUGUGGGGGUGUCGCCAGACGGCAUGGGAACCGAGUCUUUCCCUGGGAUAGAUCUCAACAUGAAUAUGAACGCCUUGGGACUUCAAGAUUCUGCCUCGAUGGGGUACGCAAACUUGGAUAGUGGCGGCGGAAUGUUGACUAAUACGAGCCUUACUUCCAAUCCAAGCCAGGGCAACAGUCUAUCGCAUUCGCAGAAUGGCCAUCACGGUAGACAACACUCACAUGGACAUGUGGCUGCGCAGUUCAUGCCAAUGGCAGGUCCUCAUGGGAGUGUGAGUCCGUUUGGGACGUCGCCUAUGCCGGGACAGAAUGGGUUCUACUGA